Messenger RNA from Lactuca sativa (garden lettuce), 1430 nucleotides. RefSeq names its product bZIP transcription factor 27. Lineage: Eukaryota; Viridiplantae; Streptophyta; Magnoliopsida; Asterales; Asteraceae. The record is from RefSeq and is a predicted model, not a curated record. Gene Ontology annotation, cellular component: nucleus. Gene Ontology annotation, molecular function: DNA-binding transcription factor activity. Gene Ontology annotation, biological process: positive regulation of DNA-templated transcription.
UCAACAAAUGGAAACAAGCAAAUCUUUGUCACAUCCUAAUAUAGUUGUGAUUCAAGGUGUUGUGAAAGUAAGCAUCUUUGUUGCCACCACAUGACCACCCAUCAUAGGGCUUUGAGAGCACAAAACGCCAAUUAACCAUGACCAUUCAAGAGUCUUAGGGUACUACUGCUCACUGCCACCACUUCCCCCUUUUAGUACAAUGCUUGAUAGACCUCUUAUGUCCUAUGACAAAUGUCAAAUUAGAUUUAACUUUCUCUCUCUCUCUCUCUAUCUAUCUCUCUCUCUCACAUUCAAAACACACUCAAGAAAAACACACACUACCCACAGAUGUUAUCUGAUCAUAGUGGUUGUGGUGGUGAUGAUGUCAACAAUCUAAACACAAAUCACCAUAAUCUUAAUAGGGCUUCAAGAAGAUCCACCACACUGUCAUCAUCUUCUUCCUCCACCACCUCUUCCAACCACUCACCGUUUUCGGCUCCUUUGUCUGUUAACCAGAUCAGGAGUCCAAACGCCACCAGAACAAUGGAGGAGGUUUGGAAAGAUAUCAACCUCUCCACCACCAACCACCCUGCCGACGGUAACAAAGGCUACCGUGGCUUCAUCCUCCAAGACUUCCUGGCGAAACCCUUUUCCAAUAAUGACACACCCACGACUCUUUCUUCACCUGGCUACGGAUCCCCGUCUCCGCCACCACCACCUCCGCCACCGGUGUCUCAACCCUCGAUGCUGUUGAACCUGAACUCGGGUCCGGAUCAGUUGAAUUUUCUAGUGGACGGUCCGACCCGCACUGUUUGUCCUCUGGAUGUCCCGUUUGACCAUGUUAUGGGAUCGUCCAACUCGUCUUCAGGGUUGCUGGGGCAAAGCAUUGGUGGGAUGAGGAUGUUGCCGGAGACCGACAGGAUUGGUGGUGGCGAACGCCGGCACAAACGCAUGAUAAAGAACCGGGAGUCGGCCGCUCGUUCACGGGCCAGGAAGCAGGCUUACAUGAAUGAGUUGGAAAAUGAAGUAGAGCGUUUGAAAGAAGAAAAUGCCAAGCUGAAAAGACAACAACAACAGUUACAAGUGGCGACAGCUGCUCAAAUGACUAAAAAGGGGGGCCUCCAGAGAACAUCAACUGCUCCAUUUUAAGACAAGGAGGGGGGUAUAUUUUAGGAAAGAGUGAAAAUAGGUAAGAAUGAAAUUUUGAGGGGUGUUUAUGAAAUUAGACAUAAGAGGAAGGGGGUGGCAGGUAGAAUGUUAUGUUAUGUCAUUUUGGGUCAAUUUUUCCAAGCAUGCAAAAGCUUGUUGGUCGUCUUUUUUUUUUUGUUGUACUUUUGGCCCACUUGCUAAAUUGGUAAUUUAACAAUCCUAGGCAUCGAAAAUGACAUGGAAUUUGGAAUUGCCUUUUCUUUAUGCUCCAAAUCUAAUGGCCCAACCAAACAUUGUCCAUA